This is a messenger RNA of Vairimorpha ceranae, 708 nucleotides long. RefSeq lists its product as hypothetical. The record is from RefSeq and is a predicted model, not a curated record. Bases 1 to 708 code for a protein of 235 amino acids. The transcript has a single exon. Lineage: Eukaryota; Fungi; Microsporidia; Nosematidae.
AUGUAUACUUUUAGAGAUGGAUUUUAUAUUACUGUUAUAUUAAGUAUAUCAUUUAUAGUACUAUUAAUUAAUACUGAGAUUAUGUGUGAUCAUUCAAUUAUUAAUAAUAGUCUCUAUUAUAUAACACUAGGAUGUUUAUUAUUUACUUUUUUAUGGCACUAUGUAAUCUAUAAAUACUCCCUUAUAGUUUCUUUAUUAAAUUUGGUGUGUAUGGUAACCUUAUGUACUAUGAUGAUACAACAGCGGAAUGUUGUAAAUUAUUAUACGGUAGAUGAAUCAGUUAUAAAUAAUAUAAUAAAUGAUUAUAAUUAUAUACUUAUAAAUGGUGUUAUUGUAUUUUUAUAUGAAUCUAAAUGCAAUACAAAUAACAGUAUUGUACAACUAUCAGAUAAUAGAUGUUAUAUUCUUAGGAAAGAUUUACUUAAUAAAAUUAAUAUAAAUUGUAAAAAAAGAACUGAUAAAAAAAUAAUAUUAGUACAUGAAGAUUUUAAUUCAGUGAAAUGUACUAGUAAAAAAGAAGUGAAAAAAUUUACUAAGAUGCUAAAUAGUAUUUAUUUCUCUAAAUUAGAACAUAACAUUAUAGUUAUAUUGAGAGUAUUUGAUAUAUUAAAUUUAACUGAAAAUGGUUUUAAAAGACCGUUACAGUAUUGGAAUGAUAAGGAAAACGUACCGCUUGGUGAUGCUAAUAAUAGUGACACAAAAAAAUAA